Aspergillus aculeatus ATCC 16872 is the source of this 1079-nucleotide messenger RNA. RefSeq lists its product as uncharacterized. Bases 238 to 852 code for a protein of 204 amino acids. NCBI's taxonomy places the organism in Eukaryota, Fungi, Ascomycota, Eurotiomycetes, Eurotiales, Aspergillaceae. The record is from RefSeq and is a predicted model, not a curated record. Gene Ontology annotation, molecular function: zinc ion binding; ubiquitin protein ligase activity. The transcript has 6 exons.
CGAAAGGCUGUCUCUGCCACCACCAACUUACCCAAAUUCAGGGAUGUUGGUCGUACCGGGCAGUCCUCCACUCGCCCGGGAAAAAAGCCCAGGGCGCAAGCGCCCAGUGAAGAGCGUCGAGAGCGUAGAUUCAGGCCCCAUGCCCCGGUAUCCUUCAAAGAUAGGGCUGCACGUGCAAUGAGACAACGCAUGUUUAUUGUUGGGCAUACCGUCAAUCUUGUAGACGGAGUUCUGAAUAUGAGCUUCGACAUUGUCGGGACCACUGGCAACAUCUACAAAACCACUAUUGGGAAGGUGCCAACCUGCGACUGUCCAGAUGCACGCAAGGGUAAUCAAUGCAAGCAUAUCUGUUAUGUAUUAAUCAACGCCCUCAAAGCGCCGGCGGACCUUCAGUACCAGCUGGCAUUUCUAUCAUCGGAACUGCGGGCAAUGUACAACGGUUCCUCGCUAAGCAAAGAGCAAUCCACUGAGGAGAACGCUGGCAUCAGAAAACCGAUCGAGGGAGACUGUCCAAUAUGUUUCAUGGAAUUCGAGCCCCAAAGAGAGGACAUUGUGUGGUGUCGAGCUGCAUGCGGGAACAACAUUCACAAGGCUUGCUUUCAGCAAUGGGCUGCCACCCAGCAGGCACAGGGUGUCAGAUGUGUUUAUUGUCGUUCACCCUGGCAGCCGGAUACUGAAAAUGUGAAUGUGGAGGAGCUCUCCCGCCAAGGCAAAUUCAGUCGGGAUGGAUAUGUCAAUGUGGCACAGCACUUUGGUCUCUCAGGCCGUCGCGACGUUUCGAGCUACCAUCCUUUCUGGGUGCGCCGACAGCAGCACCAGCACGAGGACGACUGGGAUUACGAUGACUAUUGAUGAGGUCAUGGCACUGAGUCUAUUGUACGCUGGCUUCAAGGCGUGUUCUUCACUUCUUCUGCCGUCUGGCACGGUCAUAAUCUGCAUUAACAAUUUGCUUUCGGUUAGCGGGGAGGAUUUUGGGAGUCAGCUGUUGCAUGCUAGUCUCAGGCUAUCUGGCUGGAAUGGUCUGAAUCCUAACUCUCAUUCGGUCAUUUCUAUGGCCAUUGUUAUUAUUAUGCUUAAUU